GGGAAGCAAAGGCUGCUAGUUGGGGGCCUAGAGUCAGCCCUUCUCCUGAAGUUGGGGCCAGAAACCCUACAGGCCCUCUCAUAGCUACAGGACUGAGUGAGCUCUGCUGGUCAGGACAGGCCUUUCCUGUGAGGAAACACACAUAGGGCAUUGAGUUACUUUGGAGCAAGCGUAGCUGCCGUGGGGCUCUUCCCAACACACUGACCACUGCAGCUGGGAAGGGUUAAUUUGGGAAGAGCUCCUUCCAGAUGGACAAGCACUUUCCAGGCCCCGCCUUAAGGAGGGGGGGGUGGGUCAGUAUAAAAGGUGGCUGGGUGGGGCUGUGCCUGUGAGCUUAUUAAGAAACAGGUGUUCUGGGUGGGCUUCUUAUUGUAGUUCAAGGGGCAGUCUUUGGUUUUUCCUUUUGCUCAGGGCAGUUAUAUGCUAUGGGGAAGAUAGGUUUGUGUAUUCUCUUAAUACUGGCACCAGUGGGAGGUGCUUUUGAGGGGGUGGAAGGGGGGGUCUCUGUUGCCCAGCCCACAGAGAUCUGCCCAGACACAGCUCGCAUACCUGACCAUCCGGUGACAGUGGCAGCCUCCGACUGGGCAGCCACACCAGAGAGCAAGGUGACUGCGCCCACCUAUGGAGGCUCAACCGUGCCUGCUGGGACCACAGCAGCUCCUGCUGACGAGGAUCCUAUUAGAAUAAUUGUUGUGGCCGUCGCAGUUUCUUUGUUCAUCGCUGUACUGCUUCUAUGCUGCUGCUGCCCAGCGCAGCCACAUUUGGGUGCCGUGCAUGUUGACAGAAGUGUCCAAGCAGAGGCUCCAGCGGUUGUUUCUUCACUCAAUAGUGACCAAGUAGAGGCUCCAGAAGUUAUUCCUUCUCUCAGUAGUGACCAGGCAGAGGCUCCAGCGGUUGUUUCUUCACUCAAUAGUGACCAAGUAGAGGCUCCAGAAGUUAUUCCUUCUCUCAGUAGUGACCAGGCAGAGGCUGUAGAAGAUACUGUGAGCAUCCACGGAUUUCCCUCAACAAAUCGGAGACAUCAUGUGGUGAUCUUCCGUCGUGGGGGACCUAGACGGUCCAAUGAUCUGGCGGUCUCAUCUCCAUCAGCAGAUGUUCUGGAUUUGAGCUGAGAUUUACCUUGAACAAUCAGUAAGCCAGUGAACUACCUGAAUAUGCCUACAUGCUACACAGCUGUAGCUGGGUUUCAAGGUCAAGGAAACAGAAGAAUAAACUUGAUGGCAUUAUACUUUUCAGACUAAAGUUGACCCUUUUGAGGCUUUUUAUGCUUUUAAAGGCUUUUAAUGCUUUUUAAGACAAUGUAUUAACUAAACUUUUAUCCAUACUUGAAUUUUAGCAUUUAACUUGCCCCAAAUUGUCCACCUUCUUGCAAAUGACUUGUGAAAAGGAUGAAGACAGGCGUAUAUGAUCACCUCCACUCCCAACAACGUUGCAGUUGAGCUCAGAGAGGAACUGAUGUUUUGGACAGGAACUCCAGUCCCACUUAGGCAGCUUAAACUAAGCUCCUAUAAUAAACGGGAACAGAGCAGAAACUGGGGUGCUUCAUGUCAGCUCCUUCCCUGUUGUCCUGGCAUGGAAAUAAGCUCAUUUUUGUAGCCAUCAGAUGGUUGUUUGUCUUGUGAAUCUGUGCAAAUAUGUAAUGCACGACCCUAAAGUUUAAAUGCUCAAUUCAUAUUUCUCUUUCUUGAAAACUAAGACUGUACUGAGGUCUCUGCCUUUAAAGGAAAACCGUUUCUCUGGGAUUACUUAUUCCGAACAUAGGUGGUGGGGAGAAAAGAUGAAGCACAACGUUGGUUUUUUUACUGUUAUUCACACUCAUUACCUUUCUAGGCAGAGUUGCCUUCCGCACAGCUUCAUGGAGUCCCUUUUGAGCUGGGAGCAGGCAAAAGUCCCUGCACUCUUAAAAUUACUGCCUAAGACAAAAAGGUGUUUUGGAAAGGUGGGGUGGUGGUGGUCAAGCCUUUCCUGGAUGCAUCCCCUUCUAGGGUAACUUGCUUCCCCGCAGCUUCUGUGGGAAGAAUUCUCCUUGUGACUGGCUGUACCUGAGGCUGAGUGAAUUCCUCUCUCUGUGAGCCGGCGGCUGUUUUCCCACAGCUGCUGUGGGGCCAUGUGCCACAAGACAUAUUAUCGAGUUGGGCAGUUUGUGAUUUUUCCCGUGUAUUAAUCUGGAUGAGACGACGUGAGCUGCUGGAAGUAUUUGUUGCCUGAAUGAAAUGUUUCUGAUGCAGUGUUCCAUGGGGUGUUUUUAAAACUUCAUUGUAUGCCUUUAAUGGUAUGAACCAACUAUCAAUAAAAAAACACGUGGUGUGAUUUCCUUCUUUAAAA
Messenger RNA from Heteronotia binoei (common prickly gecko), 2325 nucleotides. RefSeq lists its product as uncharacterized. Bases 426 to 1112 code for a protein of 228 amino acids. The record is from RefSeq and is a predicted model, not a curated record. Lineage: Eukaryota; Metazoa; Chordata; Lepidosauria; Squamata; Gekkonidae. The transcript is spliced from 3 exons.